AUGGGUCUAUGCCAUAGUUCAAAAACUUCCUCGUCGGAAACAUGGAAUGUUAAUGAGAAUCUCGGUAUUUACACAAUUAUUUGGCUUGAUAAUAACAAGAAAAAAUCUCAAAAAAAUCUUUCGAUGCAACGAAAACUUCGUACAAUAAUAAAUCAUUUAAAAAUAUUUCAAAACGAAGAUGCUUGUGAAGAAUAUAUUAAAAGCAUGUCGGACGAUGAUUAUAUUAUAUUGAUUACUAAUGAUCAAAUAGGCGAAAACUUCAUUCCACGUAUUCAUAAUUCACAACAAAUAUUUUCCAUAUAUAUUCAUGCGCAAAAUAAAAAUAUCGAUCAGCGAUGGAUGAAUCAAUUUCAUAAGAUUAAAUCUAUUUGUAUUAAUUAUGAUGAACUGAUAAAACGAAUUGAAUCAGAUCAAAUUAAAUAUAAAAAUAUUACAAAUAAAAUUCUAUUCGAAAUAUUUCAUAGCGAUGAAAAAAAUGAUUCUAACCAGAAAUUUAUCUAUUGGCAAAUUUUAAUUGAUAUUUUACUUCAAAUGGAUCCAAUGCCAAAUGAUAUGAUUGAUUUUCUUAGUUUAUGUCGGAUGCAAUACAAAGGAAAUAAAGUUCAUUUAAAUAUUAUUCGUGAAUUUCAGCAAAACUACCGGCCAGAUACUGCUAUAUGGUGGUUUACGAGAGAUACUUUUAUUUCUCAAUUAUUAAACAAAGCUUUAAGAGUACGAAAUAUGGAUUUGAUUUUUUUUCUUAGAUUUUUUAUUCAUGAUAUUGAACGACAAUUAAAAGAAUAUCGCUGUUUAACACCUAUUCAAGUUUAUAGAUAUGAAUUAAUAUCGAAUAAAGAAAUGGAAAUGCUGAAAAAUUCGAUUGGACAAUAUAUAUCAAUAAAUAAUUUUCUUUUGACGACAGUUGAUCGUAAUCUUGCACUAACUUCUUCUAAAACGCGAGUAGAGACCAAAGAUGCCCAACCAAUAUUAUUCGAAAUCGCUGCUGAUUCUAAUCUUGAUAAGACGAAGCCGUUCGCUAAAAUUAAAUCAUUAAGUUAUUUAAAUAAUGAUCAAGAUGAUGUACUAUUCAUGUUAGGAUCUAUAUUUCAAUUGAAAAAUAUUCAUCAAGAUGAUAAUGGUUUAUGGAUUGUUGAAAUGGUAUUAUCUAAUAGAACAAAUACGCAAUUAAAACCUAUUUUUACUGAUUAUAAAGAUGAUGACGACGACGACGAUCUAGAUCUUCUAUCAUUUGGUUGUAUACUAGAAAAAAUGAACGAACUAGAUGAAGCAAAAAAAUAUUACUAUCGUUUAUGUAAUGAGUUGUCCGAUGACGAUGAAUGCAUUGGUAGUUGUCUACUGAAUCUAGGUAAUAUAGAUUUUAUUAAAAAUAAUUAUGAUGCAAGUCUUGAUUGGCUAUUAAAAUCACUUGACAUAUCACUAAGAACAUUACAGCCAAAUGAUAUGUUUUUUGCACGUAUUUAUAGUAGCAUGGGUUAUGUGUAUAAUCAAAAAGAUGAUUCGAAAUCCGCAAUUGAAUAUUAUGAUAAAGCACUUAUUAUAUGGAAACAAUCAGUUGAUGAUAAUUAUUUAAAUAUAGCCGAAUGUAUAAAUAAUAUGGGAAUUAUUUAUAAACAUGAUAAAGAUUAUUUAUUAGCGUUAGAUUAUUUUAAAAAAGCAUUGAAUAUUUUAGAAAAAUAUGUUACAAAUGAUGAUUUUGAUAUAAGUAAAGCCCAUUGUAAUAUUGCGAGUACAUAUAGAACUUUCGAAGAAUACGAUCUUGCCUUAGAACAUUAUCAAUUAUCGUUGAAAAUUUUAGAAAAACAUUAUUUAUCGGAUCAUCCAAAUAUCGCUAAAGCAUUGGGUAAUAUUGGUAUUGUUUAUGCUUUAAAACGUAAUGAAGAUCAAGCAUUAUCGUAUUACGAAAGAGCCGCUGAAAUAUAUCGAAAUACAUUACCUCCGACACAUAUAAAUAAUAUUAAAAUCGACCAACUUAUUCGAAAUCUUUCAUCUCUACAUCGAAAAGUAUCGUUUGGAACGAUCGACACCAAGUGA
Messenger RNA from Rotaria socialis, 2031 nucleotides. Lineage: Eukaryota; Metazoa; Rotifera; Eurotatoria; Philodinida; Philodinidae. The record is from the annotation of a GenBank genome assembly.